AUGGAAGGUGCUGUCGUCAGGAGGGUCAUACCCUCCGAUAACAGCUGUCUCUUCAAUGCAGUAGGGUACUGAUCAAGAAGAAUAUAAAAGAGCCCAAUUUAUAACAGCACGUGCAUCAGACCAAAGAGUUUUGAUCUCUUGGCUUUUCAUGUUUUCUUUCUUCCUGCAACACAGGUACGUUAUGGAGCAUAACAGACACAAGGCAUCAGAGCUAAGACAGGUAACGUCGAAUAUUUGCGAAGUUGUGACAUGAAUUCGUUUCGUUACCGAGGAAUGAUGAUUCCGAAUUUCCAGUCCUGAAUUUCCCCCUCGAUUGCGUUACCGAUGAAUGGUCAUUUUCUUUAGUAUCUGAGCAGCUUAUAAUUCUCGAGCUUUUCUUGUAAGGUCAUUGCGGCAGCAGUAGCAAGUGACUCUGAGAAGUACAAUGAGGCAUUCCUCGGAAAACCCAAUGGAGAAUAUUGCGAAUGGAUUCUCGAUUCUGAUAAAUGGGGAGGUCAGAGGGUUUCAGAUUACGACGCCUAUAGAUAGAUAGAUAGAUGCUCGCUUAUUAUUGUGCAUGAAUUUUUUUUGUUUUAUUAAAGAGUGGAUCUUCAACUCAUGCAGCAUCAUCGUUUUUGUGGAGAUUUCGUUUCAUAAUCUUUUCAUUCUUGAUGCAUAGGUUGUGAUUUUCCUGGUUUCCAUUGGGCAUCCCUUAGUGACUAGGUUGGUAAACUCAUAGGCAUUUAUAUAUACUUCAGAAAAGAAUGACAGAUAAAUUUAUCUAUUCCUUUCCGCUGUUUAGUCCUGCCAUUGCAAGUUUCAAAGACAGAAAAGCUUCUCCCAUUUCCAUUCACAUCCCAUUGAUAAGCCUUGUGAAGCUGUAUACAGUUGCUACAGAGUUACAGUUGCUGCUGAUCUCUGCUCUGAUUUGAUAGCGUUUUGAUGCGCUAAAACCACUGUGAUUCUACUUAGCCCACUAGGUGCUCUGGUUGACGAAGAACAGAGUUUAAUCUUCUACAUUUGCGGCACAGUAGACAUUAACACGGUUUCGGCUUGGUGAUAUAAGCUCUAUUACAUUCAAGUAUUAUGAAUGUUUCAACAGCAAUGGCAAGGCCGCAAUUCGUAUUAGAAGGUAAAAGAAAGGCUGUUGUGCAAAUAAAGAGUAGAUCCUUGUCGUUUACAGGGGUCCCUUACAGGGUUUGAGGCGGGAGAUAUCAUCUUCUUGUCCAAUUUAUUGGUGCAUUUUGGCAUUAUAUACAGAUAAUCUCUCCUUAUUUUUAAAUCUAUUUUUUUAAGCAAUUUGAAUAGUGAAUAAAUCCCAUCCCGGAGGAAAAUUGUUGUCUUUAGUAUUCUUGCCAGAAAUGCAAUGUGGGGGACACCCGGAUGGGAGGGAAAUAUUAAGAGACUUGAAGAGGGUUUUUCUAUAUGGUGCUCCACAGCUGGGAAUGUUAUAGAAAUGAUCAGGCUGUGGUGGGUGGGUCUUGGAUGUUCCUUUUUAUGACGAUCAGAUUGCUUCAUUGGCCUCUGACAGGAAUCAGCCCUAGGAAACCAUGUGUGGUGCCAUCAGGUGUGGCAUAAUCAGAAAGUUCCUUCAUUGACAUCAUCGGUAUAAUCUUCACUCUGUAAAACUGAUGGGGUUUCGCUUCUUAUUUCCUCCAUUUUCUCUCUUCAUCCUUAUUUCCCGCAUGGUUAAAGAGAGUACUGAUUAAUUGUUGGGAAAAUGGCGUUUUUUUUUUUUUUGUUGAAAAUCCCUGCAAAAUAGAAAUGAUGUUUUACCCGCGUUCGCAUGCAAGGUGAAAGAUUGCAUGCUGGAUUUAUAUGGAAAUGGCGGAAUGCUUAGACCAAACUAAAGCAUUUUCGGAACUUUGAUCUUUGAGCCACACAUUCAGUUUGCCUGCUUUGAUCAAGAGAUGCCAACUCACUUUUUGUAUCAUUGGUUCCUCAGGUGCCAUCGAGCUUUCAAUAUUAUCAGAAUAUUAUGGGCGUGAAAUUGCAGCUUAUGACAUCCAGACGACCCGCUGCGAUAUAUAUGGCCAAGUGCGCAUAUAUACAUCUAAACUUAUACUCCCAUAUAUUUUUAUUUUUAUUUUUUUAUUAUUAUUAUUUUCUGUUGUUGGGUUCACCCACUUCUUGCCUUCUGAUCCUCUUCAGGAUAUGAAGCACAAGGAAAGGGCCAUGCUUAUCUAUGAUGGCAUCCAUUACGAUGCCCUGGCUGUAUGUUGUCUUUGUGAACGCUUUUUAACCAAAGUAUUUUCAUUUUUUUAUAUUUUAACUUUGGAAACUCAUGUAUAUAGUAGUGGACUUAUGAGGGCUACUUUCCUUUCCAUUCAUCCAGUUCUCUCCAUCUGACGGUGCUCCUGAAGAAUUUGACCAGACGAUCUUUCCUAUUCUCAGCGAUAGAACAAUAGGCCCAGUUGAACGCCUUGCCCUUGAUCUUGUGAAGGAUUCAAACAGGUGAGGACCUCGAUUUUCUUCCAAAUUUAUAGGCAAGCGUUCCUUUGAUUAUUUUGAUUUUUCAUGGAAUUCCAUAUUAUGCUUUAAACAAUAGUCACUUUUUUUUUGCGAAAAUUAAGACGUCUGAUUUAGCCUCGAGCCCUGAAGAACAUCUUGAAUUUGAAAAAAGCGAUUUUUUUGGAACUAGAAAUAAGCUGCCUUUUCAGGACUACUCUCCUGCUUUAUUUUUUAUACAUCUUUUCAGGACUAACAUAACUUUUUGGUGACGAAAAUAUCCCUUCAUCUUGCUGAGAUUUCCAAGUCCUAGAAGGGGGGGGAGGGGAUGCAGCCACCCACCUGCCAAAUCGAUGAGAUACUUACCUCAAUUUAUGCGUGCAUAUCAUUUCAUAAGUCAUUGCAACAUCAAGAGGCUGGUUUGAGGAAGAACUAGGCUUAUAUAUUCCUUGGCAUGCUCCUGAACCCUCCCUCCAUUUGGGGAUUGGAUUACCUUUCAUUUGAGCUGGAUUUGGGUAAAUUUUAGCUCAAUAGCUUGCUUUAUGAUUGCAUCAUCCAAAACGGUUUAGUUUGUUCUGUAGAGUGUUUGGUAUGAAUAUUUUUAAAACAUCGAAAUCGAGUGAUUUUACGCCUACAUUUGUGAACUUGGAGACUACAAGAGAAGAAAGAAAUAUUCUUUGCUAUGCUAUCAUGAUAAAAUGCUUGGAUUCUGAGAUGACCAAUCGGGGGAUGAUCACCCAGGGAUCGUGGCACAAUCCCACGGCUGGAGAGAUGAAGACUCUGUAUUUUGGAUCAUUGGUCAUGUUCUUAUUCGAAGAAAUUUAUGAAAUCACUGAGCAUCGGUUUUGACUAUCUUUUAGAACGAGAACACAGGCUUAGAUCAUCAGAGUUUCAUCCGAGUUGACCCAGCUAAUCCAGACAGAGUCGAGUCAACUUAUUUGACCAAAUUGGUUGAAUGGUGGAACACAGCCCGUUAAUGAAGUCAUCCCCUGCUGUUAUCUAUCUCCCUGUCAGAGCGUUUUCAAAUCAGUCGGCAUUCCUGGAUACAUGUGAAGAACUGAUGAACUGAUGAAUGAAACGCUCUGACAUGAGAGCCUUUCACAAUUUCUACUAAAUGCCUUGGAUUCUUGCGGAUGAUUGUAGAGUAAUCAGUAAUGUUCUUGACAGCAGCUGGUGGAUAACAUCUGAGAGGGUCCUAAAGCGGUGCAGAAGCUAAAGCUUCUUUGAUUAUAUUCAUGAUUGAACUUAUCAAAUUAUUCUUGAAGGUUGCAGUUGCUGGACAUGAUUUUGAUCAGACCCUUUUUUCUUGUUGGCCUCGAUGUUAGGAGGAGGAGCUACACCGACACCUCCAGCUUCACCCUCCGAUGUGGGGUCUGCCAGAUUGGGGUCGUCGGCCAGAAGGUCGGUCAGCUUCUACCGUAAUGACUUCCUAAAUUGCAACUGUUACAGUGUGUUGACUCCAGCCAUCUCUCUUUUGGGUUGACUCUAAAACCCCACAGGAGGCGGUUGAGCAUGCGCAAGCCACCGGGCACAUGAAUUUCCAAGAAUAUAAAUGA
Molecule: messenger RNA, 3983 nt
Organism: Spirodela intermedia
Lineage: Eukaryota; Viridiplantae; Streptophyta; Magnoliopsida; Alismatales; Araceae
Source: the annotation of a GenBank genome assembly